Priapulus caudatus is the source of this 2418-nucleotide messenger RNA. Its product is annotated as upstream activation factor subunit spp27-like. The transcript is spliced from 6 exons. Bases 254 to 916 code for a protein of 220 amino acids. The record is from RefSeq and is a predicted model, not a curated record. NCBI's taxonomy places the organism in Eukaryota, Metazoa, Priapulida, Priapulimorpha, Priapulimorphida, Priapulidae. Gene Ontology annotation, cellular component: nucleus.
CUAGCGUGUACAUACCAUAUAUUACGAUAGUUUUCAUCUACGUAUUUUGUAGUUUUUAUAAUUUCAUCAAUAAGUUUUUAUACCAGAUUUGCUUAGUCUAAUAGUCCAAUACUUUAGCCGGAAAGCAAGUUUGAAAACUGACAGCGAGAAGGCCACGCCUACUAAUUGUAGCGGGUAUAAUUUUGGGACAACUAGAUGAACAAGGAACGAUAGCUCGCUAGCUCAUUGGUGUUGCGGUUAGUGAAAAUACAGCAUGAGUUUGAGUAGGGAAGAUCUCCGCAGGGAAAUAAAAGUGAUUAUUGAUGAUGGAGAUCCAGCCAAUCUAACUUCGAAGAAAGUUAGACUGACCCUGGAAGAGACGUUAAAGGUUGACCUCAGCAGUCGAAAGAAAGAAGUCGAUGAUUUGCUCAUGGAGGUUAUCACGAGCAUGGAGAAUGGAGGCGAGAGUGAAGAUGAUGAUGAUGAUGAUACUAAGCCGCCUCCGAAGAAGUUGGCUGCAGCGGCGAAGAAGAGGUCAAAGUCAAACGCUUCAGACAGCUCAUCGGAUGACGAUGAUGCGAAGCUUGCGCAGAAGCUGCAGGAUGCCGAGAAGCGGCCGAAAAGACGCGCUGCCAAGCCGACGAAAAAGGACGCGACGGCGGCAAAGAAGCCUCGAAAGGGAACUUCGACCUACAGCGUGGCCUGUGAUCUCUCUCCCGAAUUGGCCGAAAUCAUGGGCAGUGAUAAAAUGGCACGCAGUGCAGUUGUGAAGAAGAUGUGGCAGAUUAUCAAAGAAAGGAAUCUAAAGGACCCCCGGGAUGGCCGUUACCACAUUUGUGAUGAUCAACUCCUGACAGUGUUUAAGAGAAAAAGGGUGCAGAGUUUUGCAAUGAUGAAGUACCUAAAAGAACACAUAACACAACCGAAGAAAACAUAACGUAUGGGAUGACAGCAUGCAGUUGCACAUGAGGUGGUUUGCAGAUGGUAGGGCCCAGGUGGGUGGCCUUCUUUUUUCUAAGGGAAAGGUCUUACUGAGGUUGAGGUUUACUGGCAUUCUUUAGUGGGAGGCAACACUCACAGAUCUGUGCGUAUCUGUGCCAGAAACUUAUAUGAUACGUAUUCAUGUCCCUCUGUGGGGAUGCGUGCUGUUUUAGCGGUGAAAUAAUUAUUAUAGAUUGUAAGAUAGGGUUCAUUUAGAUAGUAUUUCGUGUAAGAAUGCCUUGUUCAAACUUGCCUGUAGUUGGAUCUUGAUGUUGAAGAUUAUAACCUGCACAUGAACAGUAGAGUGAAAAGAUUAAUCCUGGUUUAUUUGUUAAUAACGGAUUCUGGUAUGUUUUGGAAAAUCAUUUUAAUUUGUUCCAGUCUGUUUUAAGAUCGAUAAUAACUGUAAAGAACAAUUAUUAGUACAGGCUCAUAAGACAUUGAUGAACAAUGCAGUAGUUGCAAAACCAACCAUUUUCUGAUGGUGGAACAGUAAAGGUACAUUAAUAUUUUUUCUGUCAAAGGCAUAUAAAAAGUUGUUGUCAAGUAAGUAGGGGGCCUACCUCCAGUUGCUUGUGUUUUAUAUUUACAGUUAUCAUAGAGCAACUUUCGUACUACAUUAUAAUUAAUAUAAGCGAGUGAAAUAAAUACACUGAACUGUGCAUCUUUUAGUUCAGAGUAAUAAAUUAUGGGGAUCUGGUAUAUUUUGUGUCUUCAUGUCAAAUGUGGAAGAAUAUACUUUUAUUAAUGUGGUUUCCAGGUGCAUUGUUUGCAGAAGUCUGUUUACUUUUGGUAUUAUUUCACAGCACAUUUCUUUCGGUGGCUACUUUGCAUAGCCAGCAAUGGUUUUACGUUUGCUUUUGUUUGAAUAUAGUAUCACAGCGUGUUUAUUUGCACGCUUGCCGCUUAUGGGCGGUUGUGUAUCGUUACCACCAGGGGCAGUAUAUGAUUAAGAAUAGAACCGAGUAUAAGUGAAGUCUAUUUUGGUACCUAGUGGGUGGACUUUUCGCCGGCCUAUCUACAUGUUUUAUUUCCAUGGCCGAGUAGGCACGCAACCUAUAAUAGUCGUGAUCGUACAUGUAACGUAUGUGUUAUGUGUGUGCAUCCCCCCUCCUCCCCGUGAUGUAAUUGCCUUUGCCGUAGUCGUUGCGGUUUGACGAAAAUGUCUAAAACUGGGGCAUGCGUGGCCAUAAGUUAGAUAUACAUAAUUGUAAAUAUUGUGACGGGUGCCCAUCGAGCGAUGGCAAUUAUUGAUUAAGUGAUUAAAUACCAUACAGUUUCAGGGCUCAGACCUAUUGCACACGUUUUUCCACUGCAAGAGAAGGUUGUUUCACUGAAGAUCAUGUGGUUUGUUCAACUGCUUAUCUGCAGAAAGCAUCGCCUUCAUUACGAAGGGUGUGUUCGUCGUUCGAUAGUUAAUCUUACUGUUUUAUGCACAAUAAACGUUUUCCAACAUAA